Messenger RNA from Bufo bufo (common toad), 930 nucleotides. RefSeq names its product alkB homolog 7 (gene ALKBH7). The transcript has 4 exons. The record is from RefSeq and is a predicted model, not a curated record. The coding region runs from base 23 to 739 and encodes 238 amino acids. Lineage: Eukaryota; Metazoa; Chordata; Amphibia; Anura; Bufonidae. Gene Ontology annotation, biological process: DNA damage response; fatty acid metabolic process. Gene Ontology annotation, cellular component: mitochondrial matrix.
GAAUGCACCACGCGGUCACAAGAUGGCGGCGCCCAGCGCUCGCUGUUGCCUUGGUAACAUGCGGCCGUGGCUCAGCGGUGUGACUAGGCCGCGGGGUCUUUUUGUAGUAAUUUCAGGGAUUCUGGCCCGGUGUCACCAUGCGGUACCGCUGCCUGAUAACCAGAUCUCUCCGUCCUCCACCGCCGUGCUAUCCCAGCUGUCCCCCGGCCUCACCCUGCAGCCGGACUUCAUCACUGCCGAGGAGGAGGCCGCACUGUGCCGGGAGCUGGAGCCCGUUCUGAGGAAGAAGCGAUACGAGAGCGGCCAUUGGGAUGACGCGAUCCAUGGCUUCCGGGAGGUCGAGCGCCUGCACUGGUCCCCAGACUCCUCUGCCAUCGUACAGAGGGUGAGAGAAAAGGCGUUCCCUACUGGAGAGACCCAGCUGUCCCAGGUCCAUGUCCUAGACCUCCAGAAGGACGGGUAUAUCAAACCGCACGUGGACAGCAUCAAGUUCUGCGGUUCGACCAUCGCCGGGAUCUGCUUGUUAUCCAGCAGUGUCAUGCGCCUGGUGUCUGUGGAUAACCCCGAGGAGCGUGCCGAUCUGCUGCUGCCCAGACGGUGCCUGUACAUAAUGAGUGGUGUCUCUCGCUACAAGUUUACCCAUGAAAUCCUGCGCGGCGAGGAAUCCUUCUUCAAUGGCGUGCCUGUGCCCCGAGAGCGCCGUAUCUCCGUCAUCUGCCGAAAUCUUCCUGUGAGCUGAUGGGGGUCAGGUUUACAGGUGCUGACAUCGCUCGCUGAGGUCUUCACUUCUGACAGGGGAGGAGGAUUGCGACUGACUGGAGGGUUUGCCUUGUGUACACUUAUAGGAAGUCAUUAAAGGGGUCGACUGAUCAACAAGUGUCUGAUCGGUGGGGGUCUGACAACAGGGGGGGGGGGGCCUGACACUCAUGC